AUGGAUAGAGUAGUCGAAGAACGGAGAAAGUCUCGAAAAUAUGACAUCCUCCUACUUGGAGCUACUGGGUACACCGGGGUAUUGACCGCCGAGUACAUUGUUCGGCAUCUUCCAGUCGAUCUGAAAUGGGCCAUUGCUGGUCGAUCAAAGUCCAAGCUGGAAAGUCUCUCUAACAAGCUCAACGACCUAGACCCAGAGCGCGUACAACCAGAAAUCGAGGUAGUCGCGUUCGACGAUUCCAGUCAACUCGAUUCCGUUGUUAAGAACAGUAAAGUCUGUAUCAGCGUAGUCUUAUACUGGCAGGUUGGAGAAAUUGUUGUAAAAUCUUGUGUCGAGAACGGCACAGAUUAUAUUGACGUGGCUGGAGAUAUACCAUGGUUGCGUACGUUGAUCGAUAGAUAUCACGAUGCAGCUGUAAAUGCUAGCAUUGCCUUAAUUCACCUCUGCGGAGUACUUUCCGGGCCGCAAGAUCUUCUCACCUGGGCUGCAGCGCGGGAGCUAGAGCAGAAGACGUCUCUGAAAACGAAGGAAUUGGUUUUAUCCAUGACAGAGUUCAAGCUCAGUGUUAGUGGUGGCUCGGCCAGUGCACUGUUAGCUGAGAGGCCUUAUGACCCUCAACAGCUCGAGGAAGCAAAACAACCAUGGGUAUUAUCACCUAUUAAGAGACCACAGACUCCUAUACCCGCCAAUUUUCUCGGCAUGCGUGAGGACCCAACCCUCGGUUUGUUGUCCGCGACAUCAAUCGGUGCUGAACUGGACCGGCCAUUGGUACACAGAACUUGGGCUCUGUUACAAGAUACAGACCAAGGGUACGGGCCAAACUUUUGGUACAAUGAGUACAGUAAAGUUUCUUCCACAGUGGAUGGAAUAUCACACAUGCUUACAUCUGCGCUUAUGAGGACUGUCCUAAAUUUUGGGCCCACAAAGCGUAUCUUGGGGUUGAUCCUCCCGAAACCUGGUGAAGGACCUGACGUCGAAAAAGAACGCUCGUCACGACUGAAAUUCGAGGCUGUAGCUAUCGCGGACACGGAUAGCGAUAGUCCACCUCGUGCAUAUGCAAGCUUCUCAUAUCCCUCGGGCGGGUACUACACUACUGCCCUCUUCCUAGGCGAGGCAGCUGCAUCAUUGCUCUAUACCAGAAAUCUAGAAGGCCGGUUUGCCGGGGGCUGUCUCACACCAGCCUUCCUCGGUGAGGAUCUUUGGAGGAGAAUUCGAGAAGCGGGCGCAGUCCUUCAACUCAACAUGAUUUAA
Daldinia vernicosa is the source of this 1251-nucleotide messenger RNA. Its product is annotated as Saccharopine dehydrogenase-domain-containing protein. NCBI's taxonomy places the organism in Eukaryota, Fungi, Ascomycota, Sordariomycetes, Xylariales, Hypoxylaceae. The transcript is spliced from 5 exons. The record is from RefSeq and is a predicted model, not a curated record. The coding region runs from base 1 to 1251 and encodes 416 amino acids. Gene Ontology annotation, cellular component: lipid droplet; mitochondrion; plasma membrane. Gene Ontology annotation, biological process: glycolipid biosynthetic process.